Molecule: messenger RNA, 1024 nt
Organism: Phaethon lepturus (White-tailed tropicbird)
Lineage: Eukaryota; Metazoa; Chordata; Aves; Phaethontiformes; Phaethontidae
Gene: FAM149A
Product: family with sequence similarity 149, member A
Exons: 7
Source: RefSeq, a predicted model, not a curated record
GAAGGGACUGUCCAGAGGUUCCACAAAUCAAUGUGUUUCCAAAAAAAGUGGAGAGUCUCUUCCAGCAGUUUUUGAGAGAAAUGUGCAGGAAGCCAUUGACAAUUAUACUCGUGAAACUCUUUCACGACUUUCGUCUGGUGGUUGUACAACACCCACGGAAUUGAAUAAUUCUUGGUCUGGAAUAAACAGCUAUACUACUAGUUUGUCUACUGAAAGAAGUUCAGUUUACUCCUGGAGGGAUGAUGACUUUGAUAAAGCCAACACACAGAGAGUUCAUCAGUUAUUUUGGGAGAUUGAUGAAAUGCUGUUUGAGGGAAAAGUGACCUCCCAAACUCAGAGCCUGCAAACAGAAUGUGCGGACUGGGUUGAACAAUUUCCUCAUCUAAGGGUUCUAGGAAAGCAGCUCCUAUUGCCAAAGGAUGAAGGCUUUCAGCAUUUUCAGAGCAGAAGUGAUACCUGUGUGGAUAUUAAGUGUUUGCCUGGCCUCCAUGAAUGUGCUAGUAAUAGAAAAGAGCUCUGCGUUUCAGGCUCUAAACUGAUCCCAACAGCAUCUCCAAUACAUAAAUUACUAGAUUCAAGUUCUGCUAGGAUUUCUGCCUCAGACUCUUCACUGUAUUCAUUCCUGGAAGAAGAAAUUUAUGAUGUGGAUGGAAAAAUAGAAGAAUAUCUUGCCUUUGACGACAAGGAGCCUGAUGAUGAGAGCUGGGAACAAAAGAAAAUGCGUCUUGCUGAGAAGAGGAGUGAGCGUGGCAUUCCCCCUGUUUCUCCCAAUGCCUGUAUUAAAGAUGCCGUGGCUUCUGAAGUGUUUGAUCGUAUCUGGAGCAAUGUAGUUGGAAUAUUGGUGGAACUGAUUAAAAAAAAUUGGGAAACUAGUAUCACAGAGGGUGACAAACAGGUGGAAAAACUGAAAGCUGUUACAACAAAGCUGCCACAUUUGCCAGUUGUUCGUAUUACGGCAGAUGCUGGUAGUGUUCGUCUUUCCAGAGGCACUGAAGCACGAAGUGGAUCUUUUGUUUACUCACAG